Ochlerotatus camptorhynchus is the source of this 4027-nucleotide messenger RNA. Its product is annotated as protein prickle-like. Gene Ontology annotation, molecular function: zinc ion binding. The coding region runs from base 226 to 3597 and encodes 1123 amino acids. Lineage: Eukaryota; Metazoa; Arthropoda; Insecta; Diptera; Culicidae. The record is from RefSeq and is a predicted model, not a curated record. The transcript has 8 exons.
ACACUUGCAGCAGGUAGGCUUGAAGAAACAAAAAAAAGCAGAACAGAGAAAUCCGAGUGUUGCACCCCCCUGAGAGAUAACAAGGUGGGCGGACUAAUGUUACAUUGUUUCGCCGAACGGCGGCGAAUUGCUAACUAGAAGGGGCGACCAGUUGACUAGAAUUUCAAAAGUGUUUCAAAUCAGUGGUGAAGGAGAAGAAGAAUCGGUGGGAUUCCUAGGUGUGAAAUGAGUACAAAUGAUUCGGCGGCAGUGGCAAAGUCUGCUUCCAGCAAUCACCAGCAAGUCCAGGUCGGUAAACAGUGGUGGAAAGUAUGCUUCCUGUAUGGGAACCAGGAGAAGUACUAUCGGCAGAUCUACGCGAAGGCGGCUUCGGAAAGGAUAGCUCAGUCCCAGCAUCAGCAGAAUGGAAGUGGACCGACUCAGCGUAAAUCGGCGAUCAUCUUCCCGACCAAACAGCACCGUCCCAUUCUGCUGAACGGUGGAGGCCAAAAGAAAGACUCGGAUACGGACCGACCUGCUCCGGCGGUCAAGAAGCGCGUAACAGUCCUGGAUGAUUCGUUUCUUCUGGGGGUCAGCGAAGACGAGCAACGGUCGGACAGUGGCAUCAACAUCGAUGCCUCGAACCAACCCGAUGAACCCCCGGCGGUGGCCAACCGUGGGAUGCGUCGUAAUUUCCACCUGAGCAGCGAAGAGUUGCGAUUGUUGAACUCGGACAAACCGCUGCUCAGCGGGGGACACUUUGCACAAUCGUCUACGCCUCCAGUUCCAACCACUCCCGGGGUGAUGGCGGCGGCACCAAAUCCAUCUCCCAUUGUGAUGAACCCAACCGGCUCCAGUGGGAACUCACAAAUUGCACGUAAUUCAUCACCACCAUCAUCAUCAUCACCAACGGCAAUGGCGGAUUCUCCCCGUCCGGACGUUCUGGUUCCAACCAACCCGAGCAAUAAAAUUCCGCCGCAGUCAGUACAAAUGUCGUACCCAUACCAAAAACCUUCCUUCGAGUACGACGUGAAUCGAGUGCCGCUGAGUCCCCACCACCAGCCGCAGCAGCCUCCGUACCCCAAGCCACCGCUGCAGCGUCCAUCGCCGUCCCCUUCGGUGGGUGACUUCCUGCCACCGCUCCAGCCGCAGCCGCAUCAGGAUGCCGGAGGAUCGCGAUCAAUUUAUAGUGCCCACGCCCUUUCCCAAGCGAACAACCUUCAUCCUCAGCACCUGCAGCAUCUCCAGCAUCAUCCUGGACCAUACGGUCAUCCACCACCACCACCACCUUCGAUGGGAUCGCCAUCACCAGCUCUGUAUCAUCACUCACCCCGGGGCGCAGGAGGAGGAUCAGCAGGCCAUCACCCUCAGCAGCAGACAUUUCCACCGAAUUUCCCUCCCAACCCGCAGCAACCCAUUCCCGGGGGAGGUCCCGGUGGAGGAGGAGGAGUAGGAGGAGGAGUCGUCGGCGGCGGCGGCGGUGGUCACAAUUAUUCCCAGUCCGACGAUGACAGCGGCUGUGCACUAGAGGAGUACACUUGGGUUCCACCCGGACUCCGACCGGAUCAGGUCCACCUGUACUUCUCGGCCAUCCCCGAAGAUAAGGUCCCGUACGUCAACAGCAUCGGCGAGCGACACCGCGUCCGUCAGUUGCUCCAGCAGCUUCCUCCCCACGAUAAUGAGGUGCGAUAUUGCCAUUCACUGACCGAUGAAGAGCGCAAAGAGCUGAAGCUCUUCUCGGCGCAACGGAAGCGGGAAGCCCUCGGCAGGGGCACCGUGAAACAGCUGGCUACGAAUCAGAUUUGCGACGGGUGUGGCGAAUGUAUUUCUUCCGGUGACAUGGGAGUUUACGCUUCACGGUUCGAUCCGGGUACGUGCUGGCACCCGGCCUGUUUCGUGUGCUCCGUCUGCAAGGAACUGCUCGUAGAUCUGAUCUACUUCCACCGAGAGGCUCGACUCUACUGCGGAAGACACCACGCCGAGACGCUGAAACCGAGAUGCUCAGCGUGCGACGAGAUUAUACUGGCCGACGAGUGUACGGAAGCUGAGGGUCGGGCGUGGCAUAUCAAACACUUUGCCUGUUUCGAGUGCGACAAGCAACUGGGUGGUCAACGGUACAUAAUGCGCGACGGCAAGCCAUACUGUUUGCACUGCUUCGACGCGAUGUUUGCCGAGUACUGUGAUUUCUGUAGCGAGCCGAUUGGUGUGGAUCAGGGUCAAAUGAGCCACGAUGGUCAGCAUUGGCAUGCGACGGACAGUUGCUUCGCCUGCAGUACCUGUCGCUGUUCGCUGCUCGGUCGGCCGUUCUUGCCUCGACGGGGUGAAAUUUAUUGCUCUAUAGCCUGCAGCAAAGGUGAACCACCUACGCCAUCCGAUGGAUCAAUGCCAACUGUUAUGCCCUCUCGAACUCGGCUGCGAGCCCCCGGGCAGCGGACCUUCGAAGACGCACCUACUGAGUACGUACCAAAUUUGCCAAAGUCACCCGAACCUCUGCAGAGUCCAAUCAGCGAACGAAGCACCCCUUACUCCAGCCCUGCCAAACACUCGCACACGGAAAUGUCCACCAACAUCUCCAGUCCGAUUCCUACCGAAUUCAACGACCAGACCUACUCCGUAUCAGCGGAAAACGAUGUACAAACCUACACCGGAAGUGGUGCUACCUCUCCCAUCUCCUCCCGAACGCUUCCCUGCACCGAACCCAGUGACUACGUCGACCACCAGCACCAAUCCCUUCCCCCCAUCAUCCCAUCCCAUCGUCGAAUACCGCAAUACUCCCCCGAACUCGAUCGACUGCUGCACAAAGAUCGAAGUCGACAACCGUUGGACCUCACCGACCUCAGUCUCAGCCUGGACAACUGGCAAGCGGAUCACAACUCGACGAUCCUCCCCGGUCCCAGUAUAGCCACAAUCAACCCGUCCCUAACGUCGUCGAUGCCGGAGUUGAGUCAGUCGCUACAGUUCCAGCAACAACAACAACAACAGCAGCAAUCGCUACCCUACGAUGAUAUAAGCCCGUUGGACAAAGCCAGUGCAAUAACCGAUCCGGAUGACGCCAUCCAGAACGCCUCGGAUGAUGCUUCGCAUUCCAUUGUCGAGCUGCCCACCCCGCCACCGAUAGUAAUUAAGAAAGAAGUCCGCUUCGAGGGUGACUUCCAGGACUCGUUGCCCCGCUCCAAGAGCUACUGCACCCGUUCCGGUGGUUCGCGGACGCGUUCCUCCAAAUCCAAGCGCCGGUCGUCGCACCACCACCAACACCACGGUAGCCAUCGGUCGUCCGGUGAGAGCAGCAGCUACGGCUACGAUCGCCAUCACUCGUCGUCUUCCUCCUCGUCCAACAAGCGAUCGCCGCGCCGGAGACGCGUCCCGGACGUGGAAAUCAUCGAACAGCAGGCCGACCCGGCCGACGACGAUUCGGACACCCGAAGCGUUUGCUCGACCUGUUCGUCGAGUUCGUCCAGCGCGGACGAUACCGUAUACGAGCUGCCCACGAGGCGGACCUACGGCGGAACGCGAGUCCACUAUAUGCCAAACAAUUCGCUUGCCUGUGCCCGCAAGCGGAAGCAACUGCAGAGUAGCCAUCCUUAUGAGAAAGACAAUAAGAAUUGUAUCAUAUCGUGAAGUGGGAGGAGUGAACCGUUAUUUGUGAAGUAGGUACAAUGUGUAGAAGUGUAUAUUUUUUGGACCCAGUAGUAAAUAGUUGCAGUUUCAGGUAGUGAUACAACCACAAUGUGAAUCAAAUCAUUGAUUUAUAAUCAAAAAAAGAGUUUUAGGGACAGAGAUAGCUCGGUUUGAAUCGAAAGUUUGCAUGUAUUUUGAUUAUUCAUUUUUUUCGGGUUGACAUUUUAGAUUACGGAUUGAAUAUUUAACUGAACGAAAUACUCUUGAGGAAAUUAUAGGAACUGUGAGAUUCAAGUAUUCAUAUCGCAACAUAGACCGAUACGUUUAAGCAUGGAACGUUUUCCGAUGCUCAUAUCGUAAGUGUAAGAAUAUUUUUAUACACAUUAGAGUUUGAUAGGAUUAAAUUUUUAUCGAAAAGUUGAAAGAGAAA